Rhinocladiella mackenziei CBS 650.93 is the source of this 1221-nucleotide messenger RNA. RefSeq lists its product as uncharacterized. NCBI's taxonomy places the organism in Eukaryota, Fungi, Ascomycota, Eurotiomycetes, Chaetothyriales, Herpotrichiellaceae. The transcript has a single exon. Gene Ontology annotation, molecular function: molybdenum ion binding; catalytic activity; pyridoxal phosphate binding. Bases 1 to 1221 code for a protein of 406 amino acids. The record is from RefSeq and is a predicted model, not a curated record.
AUGGAUCAAAUUGCUACUCUCUUCCCUCCUAUUCUCCUGGCAGUCACGCUCAUAUGCGUGCAAGAAGCAUGGAGAAUGCGCGACUCAAUCCAGGGAUACAAGCAGGUGGCAUUACGGGGAACGUCUAACAUGACUGACGAAUACGACGACAAAAGCUCCACUUCUCAGGAUGGUUCUGUACAGCCCAAGUGGAAGGUCAAGGCCUUAUUCAUUCAUCCUAUCAAGUCUUGCGCUGGAGUUGAAUUGGACACCGCCGAUAUUGACGGCGCCGGCUUCACCUGGGACCGAAAAUUUGCUUUCGCAGAGUUAACCAAGCCGCAAACUCGUCCAGAUGCUUCUGAGACCGGGAAGACGCCAAAAUGGACUUUUAGGACACAGCGCACGCCAGGAUUUGAGAGGCUUGCUCUUGUCAGGCCAGAAAUUUGGCUUCCGGACGAUUCAAAAAAGGCUACCGCCAAGGACCAGGGACGUAUGGUUGUGAGAUAUCCUCAUAUUCCCUCGGGUCCCCUCGCUGCUCUCCUCCGACUUCUGAUUUGGCUUGGAUUCAUGUCUCAAGAGAGGUCGUUCCGAGUACCACUGGUUCCUCCAAAAGACCAUAAAUAUCCCAUGGAGCAAGUCAUUAUCUGGAAGGACAGUCCUACUUGGCUUAACUAUGGUAUCCACGUGCCGGAUGAUUUCCGCAUUUACCUAGGGGCCACCAACCCCCUCACCCUCUUCAGAGUUGAUCCCAACUCUUAUCGAGAGGUGUACAGAUGUGCACCUCGAAAGGAAGAACUGGGAUACCAGUCAGUGGUAGGAUUUGCGGAUGCUUAUCCGGUGCAUCUGUUGAAUAUUGCAUCGGUCCGCGAUGUGGCCGGCAGAGUUAAAAGGGACAUUCCUCGUUUCUCAGCCAGACGAUUCCGAUCCAAUAUCCUGAUUACUGGGCCUGGAGCAUACAACGAAGACGACUGGAAAAGGAUCAAGAUCGGCAAUCACUACUUUUUCUGUGCGUGUCAUACUGUCCGAUGCAGGCUACCUAAUGUCGAUCCUGAUACUGCCGAAAGACAUCCAGCUGAGCCAGACAAAACUCUGAAGUCGUUCAGAUGCAUAGACCGUGGUGAUCCACUGAAUGCAUGCCUGGGACUUCAGUUGGUGCCGGCAGAAUCCAGCACGUUCCAAAUUCAAGUGGGAGACGAGAUCCAAGUCUUGGAAAGAGGCGAACACCAUUACAUCAAACAGUGA